Molecule: messenger RNA, 1674 nt
Organism: Aspergillus wentii DTO 134E9
Lineage: Eukaryota; Fungi; Ascomycota; Eurotiomycetes; Eurotiales; Aspergillaceae
Exons: 1
Coding region: 151-1467 (438 amino acids)
Molecular function (GO): ATP binding; metal ion binding
Source: RefSeq, a predicted model, not a curated record
CUUUUAAAAGAUAACAUGCGCAAAUUCAUCCCACUACUCAUCAAGCCAGCUUUCGAUUAUGUGCUAUGAUUACAACAUCCGUAUCCAUCAUGCUCUAUAAGCUUGUUAUGGUUUAAAUAAUUACACACAGAACAUCAUUUUUGCUCCACAAUGCCACAGAGUGGGAACCAUGCAACAGUGUUCAAAGAAAAGCUGCAUCUGAAAAAGAACCCCCCUAGCCUAUCCCGCCAGCCGCCAAAUGUGCUUCUCACCAAUGGCCGUUUCCCUGUCUCCCUGGACCUUGCUAGGCAGUUGAAUCUUGCAGGAUACAACGUGUACUGUGUAGAUCCUAUGCGCUAUCAUGUAUGUCGAUUCUCCCGAAUGGUGAAAGCAAGCAAGACAGUACCACCACCACGUUCCGACCCUGAGGGGUAUAUCAAAGCAGUGAGCGAAGCAGUCCGAUCAUGGGAAAUCCAAUUUAUCAUCCCCGUACACGAGGAAGAGUUUUGUCUUGCGGAAUCUAAGGACCCGACGAUCCUGGCACGGUUGUACGCUCCUCCCUGGGAAAAUAUCAUGCUUUUGCAUAGCAAAUGGGAGUUUUCCAGACUCAUGCAGGCGUUUGGGCUUGAUGUGCCGAUGGCAUACCUUUGCGAGAGUAUGGAUGAUAUCCAAAAGCUUGAUCAAAGUAUAGAAUGGGCUGUGAAACCUGUUUUUGGGCGGGCAAGUACAAAUGUCCACCAUCUUCGACCCGGGGACCCUCCUCCCUCCAUCCAAGUUAGCAAGCAGGCCCGGUACAUCGCCCAAGAAUGGGUUCGCGGAACGCGCUAUUGCUCAUAUAGUGUAUUUGAUCAUGGGUCCUUGCGGGCACAUGGUGUCUACCCUGUGCUUGAAACGAUUGACGGCAGCUCAUGUGUUUACUUUGAGGCCUGCAGCCAUCCAGGAAUCAGGGAAUAUGUGGAGCGGCUCGCCGCAUGUUUAUUCCCGUUACACGGACAGAUCGGGCUGGACUUUGUCGAGACUGAAGACAGGCUUGUAACCAUCGACUGCAAUCCUCGCGCAACCAGUGGCAUCCACCUUUGGACGGGAACUCCAUAUUUGGCGCGGGCAAUGGUGGGCAGGCUCGGCGCCGGGUCUAUCAACCCGCCAUUUAUAAACCCUGACCGGGGAGUGAAGACACAAGUCUUACCGGGAAUGUUGAUGUGGGAGCAUAGGAGGGUGAACAUGAAACGCUAUUUAAAGCACCUUUGGAGGCUGAUACGAGCGCGCGAUGUUAUAUGGAAGUGGACAGAUUUCAUGCCGUCUCUUGCAUCCCCAUUUUUGCUGUCGUACUAUUAUAAAUUAUGUUGGCGGCAUCAUUUGACUUUGCCCGAGCUGUUUCAGUGGGACCUAAUAUGGGAACCAACGGACGAACUACUAGAGAAGGUGGGAACCCUCAGGCAGAGGGUGCUGGGGGGUCAGGGGCAUAUAGAAGAUGGUCACGCGGGGUAACUUUUCUCAUCUGCUUUCGCAUGAAGUGUUUGCAUACCAUGCCAAUUGUUCAAUUAUAUCAUAUAAUAGAAGGGGCUACCAGUGUUAAGCGCAGUUGGUUCCUCUUCCAAUGUCAUUUCUGAUAUACAUUGUAACUUGGUUUGUGCAUGUCCUGUUUUAGGAAUAGAUAGAUUUGUGGGUGCGUGACAAAUAUUAGGAACUGUUUAC